ACAAACCAGACGAUGCCGCCACUAUUUGAGAACAGAAAUGUCGACCGAAGAAAUACAAGCGUUACUGGAAAGAUGCGACCCCGUACAUUUGGAUUUGUACGGCGGUGGAGAAGACCAACGCGAAGUCUGCAAGGCGGACGCUUUUCUGCCCAACCCGGUCGAGAGUCGUAAGAUUCAGAAGAUCCUGUCCAGUCAGCUGUGCGUUCUGAAUGACAUGAUGGGUCUGUUAGAAAGACGGUGCUCGCCAGAUGAACUGCUUAAUGAACCCUGCCCGCCAAACCCAGGUAGCGAGGCUCACAGCCGAUGGAAUACCUUAAAGGCACAGUACAGAAAAGAAGUGAAACAGGUGGAGACCCUCAUAGGCACCCUCCAGUCCAAGAUCGACCAGCUGCACCUCAAACGAGACAAACUCACACAGCUGGUCAGCACCCUGGAGGAGCAGAGGAAGACCAGCGUGCAGCUGGAGUGCUCCCUGCAGGCUGCUCGAGAGGCCUUGCACCUGUGUGAAGGCCAGCUGGCCCAGGCCAGGCAGGAAACGGAGACAGUCGUCAAUCACCUGGGAGACUGGCAGCUUCACAAAGACGAGCUGCAGGCCUGUGUGUCUGCCACCGAGGGAGUGAUGCAGUACAGCUUGUUAUCCGUCAGCCAAUCAGAGCUGUGCCUGGAGUUGAGGCCCCGCCUCUACGGAAGCUCCUCCUCCCACGGACAGUUGGAGCCGCUCAAACUGACCGUGAGCUGGAGCCACGACGACCGUUUCUGUUUACAGAUGUGCCAGGGGACUGCUGGGAUGCCGGAGGAGUGUGUGAGGGGCCGUGUGUCUGAGCUGAGCGCCGCCCUGCUGGAGGUGCUGCAGCGCUACAGCAGCCAGGGAGAGAUGCUGGCUGAGAUCCAGUCCCUGCACUCCAGGUUCGCCAUUGACUGGCGCCCAGCAAAGAGGCAGCUGGUCUUCCUGAAGUCUUCUUCUGUGGUGUGCACCCUGGAGGUGGAGGAGGGCUACCCAUCCAGGGGCCGGGCCUCGCUGCUGUCCGUACGCAGAGACACGGGCCUUGUGGAGAGCUGCCUCCUGCAGCACCCCAAGGACUCCCCAUCGCUGACCGAGUGGUUGGUCUUCCUCUCCUGUAACGACGACAUCUGACCAGCUGUCUGACCAUGACCCCUCCCCCUGCUCAGUCUCCACAGACGCGUCACUACAGAACAGGUUCUCUUCAGGUCUACAAUCAUCCUUCUGUGAGCGUGUUCGACUGUUGCUCCCUCAAUGGCAGAAGAUUCCAGAAGGACCCUUGAUUAGGGGCCAAAACAAAUUUAUUUGAUAAGCUUGCAUGACCUCUUAUGUGGCAGUGUCUGGGAAAAGGUUCUGUUUCAGUAACGUGACACAAGGUGGCGCCCUUUCUUUAAAACAACUGAUGUCGUUCAACAUUUAAUGUUCCUCUGGUGUGUGUUUGUGUUAUUUUUCCAUAUCCCAUAUGUGUAAACAAGUCUCAUGUCAAAUAAAUGUUUUCCG
This is a messenger RNA of Hypomesus transpacificus, 1501 nucleotides long. RefSeq lists its product as uncharacterized. Gene Ontology annotation, cellular component: dendrite; nuclear body; kinetochore. Gene Ontology annotation, biological process: establishment of localization in cell; mitotic cell cycle checkpoint signaling; mitotic sister chromatid segregation. The transcript is spliced from 9 exons. Bases 38 to 1135 code for a protein of 365 amino acids. NCBI's taxonomy places the organism in Eukaryota, Metazoa, Chordata, Actinopteri, Osmeriformes, Osmeridae. The record is from RefSeq and is a predicted model, not a curated record.